AUGGCAUCGAGAAAGAAACAGCCGCGGAAAAGGGAUGACAUCCAUUUUGUCAACGCCAGACCGGCUUCUGAGACCGAGAAAUUGAAAGCCCAGCGUCUGGUACGCGCCCACGUCGGCCGCUGGAUCUCCGACCAAACAAAAGACCGCUCUGAAGCUGCUGUGCGCCGUCACGUCCGCGACCCCAUUUCCCACGUAUCUGCCAAUGAUCCUGGUGUCGGUCCGUCCUCGUACGCCCUCGUAUCGCGCUCCAGCAAUCGCAACGUCCCUUUUUCGUUCGCGCAGCCUCCCCGCCAGUACUCGCCGUUUCCUCCGUCGCAUCAUAGUGAUAGCAGUGAUAGCUCCAGUGGUGAGGAUACUGUGAGUUUGAUCUCGACCGAGCAGCAUGGCGUCGUGCGAUGGCGCAAGCGCUCUUCUGUUGUCCGUGAGAUCUCAGGCGUCUUCGACCCUUUCGGCACAUAUCCUGCGCCCGCGCACUUUGACCCGGAGGUAGUUGAUCUGUCGGAGCGGUAUAUUACGACUGUCAUCUGGCCGGGUCUUGCGCCGAGGCCGAACCACAUUAAGACUGCGGGUGAAUCAUGGUUUCCCUUAUCGAUGGCGGACCCCGCGUUGUUCAGCGCGUUCAUGUUCGGGUCCCUAUGUCAUCUGCGCGUGCAAUGGCAGAAUAAUUGGGUGCCGGGGACAGUAUUCGGUCCAAGGCAGCGGCAAUUACUACAGUUGUGUGAAAUGGAAUCCAUCAAGUUGAUCAACAAGGCUAUGCGGGACCCCACACGUGCAGUCAGUGAUGCUGUUAUACUGAGUGUUAUCUGUAUGGCACAUCAUCAAGCCGAAGAGAAGUUGGUUCAACGGCAUCAGAAAACGGCUUUCAACCCGCCGUUCCCACGAUUACAAUGGCUUGAUGUGUAUGGGUGUUUACCACCGAACAUGAUCCAUAUCCAAGGCUUAAUACAGCUCGUCACAAUGCGAGGCGGACUGCGGAAUAUCACCACAGCCGGUCUGGCUGCGACAAUUUGCUUUUCCGCCAUCCUUACCUGCAGUUCCCUCUGUGUAAACCCAGGCUUCGAAUUCUGGCCUCUAGAUGACACCCGCGAGGGUAUGAACAUCCAUGAAUUACUCGGUUUCACCCCAUCAGAUACAGACCACGGCUUCGCCCGCCUCCAAGCAAUAGGCGCAACCCACGAAAUGGCAGAAGCUUUCCAGGCAGUCCAGACAUACAUCGGGAUUAUCAAAGCCAGCCCGACAUCUACACCGGACGUCUCUCUUCUCGCCGAUCGCCGUAAUAUAACACAACAUACUCUCAUCUCUCUCAAGCCUGCUUCGGAGUUGCAGCAUCUCUUCUCGCAUCCUACUCAUGCAUCUACAUAUGAAGCGUGCCGUCUUGCCGCGCUGGUCUUUGGCGUAGGCGUUAUCUUCCCCAUCCCCGCUCAGAAUACUCCUCUCCAUACUCUCGCACGGAACAUUCAGUCUGUGCUCCUCCAGCCUUCUUCUUCUGCGUUGUGGUCUUCUCCUUCCACCCGCUUUGCCCUCAUUUGGAUUUUGACAUUGGCUGGUAUUGCUGCUCACGAAGCACCAGAGCGGACUUGGUUUGUUUCUGCUUUGGCUGAUAUCACUCGUCGCACUGGCUUGUCUUCCUGGGGGGUCUCAAGUCAGUGCUGGGCUCGAUGCUUUGGUAUGAUGCGGCUUGUGACCAGGCUGCUGAGGCUCUCUGGCUUGAGGCGCAACGUACCCAUCAACAUCAACGUGCAUAUGUGCUUGAGUGAACAUCUGUAUACCCGAGCCUGGGGUUACAUGGUUACCGACUCCUCUUCUCGGGUUGUUUGA
Penicillium canescens is the source of this 1818-nucleotide messenger RNA. RefSeq lists its product as uncharacterized. The record is from RefSeq and is a predicted model, not a curated record. Bases 1 to 1818 code for a protein of 605 amino acids. The transcript has 2 exons. Lineage: Eukaryota; Fungi; Ascomycota; Eurotiomycetes; Eurotiales; Aspergillaceae.